UAGCAAGCUCCCAGAGCGAUGGUGGUCUCCCCCCCUCCCCACCGGACAUGCAGGCAAAUAUUUGUGCCCAGACUUCGCAGGACGGCGAGAAGGAAUUUCAUUCUUGCGCCCACCUGCGGCUCCGCCGCCUGGCAUUAACCCCUUCACCGCCCUGAAGGAUGGAGGGAGAGGGGCGAGGUGCCCUCCUGGCACCCCCUAUCAGGGUGGAGAGCUGGGCCGAGGAGCAGGAUGGGGAAAGGGGACGUGGUGGGAUCGCCCCAGAUGCCAGCGGGGCCACCGGCACAAGCUUGUCACGUCCGCAGAGACGGAGCACGGCUGUGCGGGGGAAGCCCGGCGGUGUUUGACCCCGGUGCUCGCGGCUCCCACCACCGCCAGCUGUGCCCCAAGCGAGCCGGGCUGCCAGCCUCGUCCCCGGAGCCGUGGCACCCGCCGGACCCUCCCGUCCAGGCACCCCGUAACCCGCAAGGUACCGGUGCCACCCUCACCCCCUGGACGGGCACGGCCAAGGCGCUGACCACCGAGGCCCUGGCAGCCGAGCGCUCAGGCCAGGGGGCAGGUGAGCAGUCCCGGAGGGCGCCCGGGGACGCCCUUCCCGCGCCCCGAGCCAAGGGAGGAAGCGGCCGGAGGCAGGAAGCCGUCCCCCGGGCCCGGGGCCCCCGCUGCGAUUUUGCUCGAAGGUCAGCGGCGACACAACAGGAAAUCGCGCUGGGCGGCCGGGCCGGAGCCGGAGAGCCGUGCCGUGCCGCCCCGGGGGCACUCCUGGCCCCUGGCCCUCCAACCCGGCUGGGCGGCUCGAGGGGAGCCCGCGCCACCGCCGUCCUCCAUGGAAGGGGGACGGGAGCCGGGGAGCAGCCGCUGGCCCCAGGGUGGAAGGUGCAGGGCCGAAGCCCCCAGCUGAGCAUGGAGCUGAACAGACUGCUCCUCCUCACAUCCUUCCUCCUGCACAUGGAAGAGGGCCAUGCUAACCCAACACGGCUGGUCUGCGACAACAGACUCAUCCAGAAGUACAUUGGGGAGGCCAAGGACAUGGAGAAGAGAGCGGGCCAGUGCCAGGCACUGCCCACACUCAGCUGCCCCACGGUGCUGCCCUUGGUGGACUUCAGCCUCCAGCAGUGGAAAUCCAAAUCGAAUGAGACCAAGCGGCGGGAGAUCCUGUGCGACCUGGCACUGCUGGUGGGUGCCGUGGCAGAGGCCCAGGGCCAGGUGACCCAGGAGUGCGGGGCCAGGCAGCUGAGCCAGCUUUACCGACAUGCCAACUCCUUCCUCCUGCUCCUGCAGACCUUCAGCUGGGAGGCAGGACCCUGGGAGCCAGGCUGCUCCACACACUCCGUGGAGCACACCCACGUCACCAGCAUCUUCCUCACCUACCGGCAGCUAGUGCAGGGCAAGCUGCGCUUCUUCUUCCAUGACCUGGCCAAGGACUUGUGCAAGCAAGGCCAGGGAGGUGGCAGAGACCCUCAGUGCAGGGCCCGGUGAGGCUGCGCACAGAGUUCACCCCUGAUCCCGGGUCAGAGAAAACCUGCUGGACACUGAGCUGUGCUCUGGGUGCCCAGGAAGGUGCCCGCAGGGAAAAGGUUGGCUCCUGUUCCUCAAGCCUUCAGCAACUGCACGACCCACAGAGGCAGACAGCGGCAACACCCCUGCGCCAGCAGGCACAGGCCCUGCUCCCACCCAGGCAGGCACCUCUACUGUGAAUGCUUUAUGAUUAAAGAGCUAUUUUUCUAAA
This is a messenger RNA of Aquila chrysaetos chrysaetos, 1726 nucleotides long. RefSeq names its product thrombopoietin (gene THPO). The coding region runs from base 229 to 1476 and encodes 415 amino acids. Gene Ontology annotation, cellular component: extracellular region. Gene Ontology annotation, biological process: positive regulation of hematopoietic stem cell proliferation; positive regulation of ERK1 and ERK2 cascade; cell population proliferation. Lineage: Eukaryota; Metazoa; Chordata; Aves; Accipitriformes; Accipitridae. The transcript is spliced from 7 exons. The record is from RefSeq and is a predicted model, not a curated record. Gene Ontology annotation, molecular function: cytokine activity; hormone activity.